This is a messenger RNA of Helianthus annuus (common sunflower), 1381 nucleotides long. Its product is annotated as 3-hydroxyisobutyryl-CoA hydrolase 1. Gene Ontology annotation, biological process: L-valine catabolic process. The transcript is spliced from 14 exons. NCBI's taxonomy places the organism in Eukaryota, Viridiplantae, Streptophyta, Magnoliopsida, Asterales, Asteraceae. Bases 119 to 1258 code for a protein of 379 amino acids. The record is from RefSeq and is a predicted model, not a curated record. Gene Ontology annotation, molecular function: 3-hydroxyisobutyryl-CoA hydrolase activity.
CGACCCGAUAGUGAUUUGAUGUUCUACAAGUGGCUCUCAUUUCUAAACUUGUAAAUUGCGAAUUAUCCUGGUUUAGUCGUUGUUCGCUCGUUGUUCGUACGACUCUCGGUUGAUCUUCAUGGCGCCAACAAAUCUGGUAUUGAUAAACGAGAGCUCAAAUGUAAGGAUCAUCACAUUGAACAGGCCUAAGCAACUAAACGCGCUUAACUUAGAAAUGGUAUCCCGUCUCUUGGAAGUUUUCCAUGCAUACGAGGAGGAUCCAAACGUCAAGCUGAUUAUCAUGAAGGGUGAAGGAAGAGCCUUUUGUGCUGGCGGCGAUGUUGCAACUGUUGUUAAUGAUAUUAAUAAAGGUAGCUGGAAAAUAGGAGCAAAUUUUUUCUCAAAAGAAUUUACGAUGAAUUAUUUGAUGGCAACUUACACCAAACCCCAGGUAUCACUUCUUCGAGGAAUUGUAAUGGGAGGUGGUGCAGGCGCUUCAAUACACGGUAGAUUCCGAGUUGUUACCGAUAAUACGGUUUUUGCAAUGCCGGAGACUGCAUUGGGGUUAUUCCCAGAUGUAGGUGCCUCUUAUUACUUAUCAAGACUACCCGGAUUCUUUGGAGAAUAUGUUGGUCUUACGGGUGCUAGGUUGGAUGGUGCCGAAAUGCUUGCAUGUGGUCUUGCAACCCACUUUGUCCCGUUAGAGAAAUUAUCCUUAUUAGAAGACGCAUUAUGCAAAGCUAAUACGGGCGAUCCAAAAUCGAUCAGCGAUAUUAUAGACGAGUUCUCAAACAAAAAUCCUAAGUUGAAAGAAAACAGUCAAUAUUUUCGAUUGAAAACAAUUGAUAGGUGUUUCUCUCUGAGAACCGUUGAAGAAAUUAUCUCCGCACUUGAGAAAGAAGCUGAUAAAAACAUGGAUGACUGGAUCUCGUGGACUAUCAAGUCGUUAAAGAACGCAUCACCAACAAGUCUAAAAAUUUCUCUUCGCUCUAUUAGAGAAGGGAGACUUCAAGGCGUUGGUCAGUGUCUUAUCCGUGAAUACCGUAUGGUUUGUACCGUCAUGCAAGGAAAAUAUAGCAAGGAUUUCUUUGAGGGAUGUAGAGCUUUGUUGCUUGACAAAGAUAAAAAUCCAAAGUGGAAGCCUUCAAAACUAGAGUUAGUGAGCAAGGAUAUGGUUGACCAUUACUUUACAGCAUUAGAUGAUAAAGAUUGGGAAGAUCUCAAACUCCCUGCUAGGUCAAAGUCAAACCUGCCUUCAUAUGCCAUUUCUAAGCUCUGAACCAUCAAAAUUGUGUUGAUUAAUGACAGAAGAAUAAUAAAAAUUGGUAGCUACGUUGUUUGUUGAUGAUCUACUUGUAAGUUUCAAUGAAUUUAAAUCGUUAUAUAAUUUGUAUUUGCUGCG